Molecule: messenger RNA, 957 nt
Organism: Engraulis encrasicolus (European anchovy)
Lineage: Eukaryota; Metazoa; Chordata; Actinopteri; Clupeiformes; Engraulidae
Exons: 5
Coding region: 116-592 (158 amino acids)
Source: RefSeq, a predicted model, not a curated record
CGGUGUGUGUUGGACAAGCAAGAGACAAUGGGACUGUGGACUGGGUCGUCUCCAUCGGGUGGCGCCAGCUGAGCUGUGACUGCCCGUCAGGUGGCCGGGAGAAACGUCUUGAAGGAUGGUGCCGUUGUGGGCUCUGUCUGUGCCACUGCCUGCGGUGGUGCUGAUGGCAGUGUGCGCUUACAUGCUGUUACUGGGGGUGGCAUUGUGGGGAAGACACUGCUUAAAGGUGGAGUGUGGUGCGGAAUGCUGUGCGUGUUGUGACAGUGUGUCAGUGUGUGACUACUGCUUGACGUGUGCUGAGGCCUGUGACGUGAGUGUUCCCUCCGUGAGGUCGUGUUUGGAUGCCUGUUGCCCUAGUAACAGCUGCCCCACUUGCCCCACCUGCUCCGCCCCCAGCUGCCCCGACUGCCCCAGUUGCCCUGCUCCCACCUGUCCUGCACUGUCUUGGCCGUGUGGAGGUGUGGAUCUGACCUGUACGUGCCAAAGGCCCCAGUGUGACACCAUCAACUGCUUCUGCUGCGAGGGCCGCAUCGGGUUCAGGUCAUCAGGUCCAGUGGCGAGCAGGGCAUGUGGAGAGCAGGGCAUCCAGUGAUCAGGUGGUCAGGUCCAGUGGUAGAAGUGUGGAGUGAUGGUGCAGGGCAUCCAUUGCAGGGUCAUUGAGGAGCUGAAGAUGGACAGAUGUACACUCUAGUUGGAUGGCAGCUGGGGGCUUGCGUAGUCGAUGGGAGGCAUGCGUGCAAAUGCGCGUCAUUGUGCGUUGCGUCAUUUACGCAUCCUCCACAGUGCCACAAAUAACUCCUCCAAUGACAAUACAUGUAAUGCGCUCCAAGUAUCAAAAAUUCUGAGGGCGCAUUAAGCUUUGCAUGGACACACAAUGGCGACCGGAGAUUAUGUAAGCCCCCUUAGUAGGGUAGUCAUUUAACUACCUAAAUAAUAAAAUAAAAAAAUAAAAAAUGC